Bombina bombina (fire-bellied toad) is the source of this 5394-nucleotide messenger RNA. Its product is annotated as cytokine receptor common subunit gamma-like. Gene Ontology annotation, biological process: cytokine-mediated signaling pathway. The coding region runs from base 34 to 909 and encodes 291 amino acids. The transcript has 7 exons. Lineage: Eukaryota; Metazoa; Chordata; Amphibia; Anura; Bombinatoridae. The record is from RefSeq and is a predicted model, not a curated record. Gene Ontology annotation, molecular function: protein binding; cytokine receptor activity. Gene Ontology annotation, cellular component: external side of plasma membrane.
UGUAUUGCAGAUAAAAAUAAAUGCAUAACUUGUAUGUGGAAUCAGCAGGGGACACCGAAGGAGAACUACACACUGUACUACAGGAUCUUAAACUUUGAAUCCCAACCUGCUCUUCCUUGUCGUAACUAUCUUCAGGAUGGUCAGAUUAAUAUUGGCUGCUGGAUCAAUGCCCCUACAGUCAAUCUUUUCUCACCUUUUGUUGUGCAGCUGAAUUCUACUAAUAGAGACAAACCAAUAAUUCGGGAGUAUGAAAGAAUGCAAACGAUGGUCAAGUUGGACCCUCCAUAUAACCUGACAAUAAAGGCAACAAAUCACUCUGAGUUGCUUCUACAAUGGCAGUUUGACCAUGGACAUUUUCCUGUCCUCUGCAUUUGCUUCCAGGUGGAACAUCAGAAUAUGGCCAGCAAGGAGGGGAAGGUAAAGGAAGUUAGAUCAGCGCUAUUUUCUUUGCCCAGUUAUGACCCUAAGCAGAUCUACACUUUUCGAGUCAGAAACAAAUUAUGCGAGAUUUGUGCAGACGCUAAAAUGUGGAGUGAGUGGAGCGAGGAAAUCACCUGGGGGAAAAAUGAAACGCUUAUCGUUGAAGCGUCCAUUGUGCAGAGUCUUGUAAUCUCCCUCAUGUCUUCAGUUCUCUUGCUGGUAUUGCUUUUUCUGUUGAUCCGCAUGGAAAGGAUCUGGGUGAUUUUGGUGCCUCGAAUUCCAAAUCCAGGAAAAAAAUUUGAAGAUCUUAUCAAGAUCCAUAAGGGAGACUUUCAGGAGUGGCUUGGGAUUUCCAAAGAGGCUGUGGAAAGUUUCAAGCAUAACUACACUGAGACACUGUGCAGUGUGAGCGAGGACCCAGAGUUCAAUGGGGGAGAUGCUAAACGUCACCCACCCAAUGGACCCACAAACCAGAACCUGCUUAAUUAAAGAGAAGAGGAAAGAGGGAUGUAGUAAUACCUAUCCUGUUUCAUAGUUAGUGGGGAAAACCAUUUUGAAAAUAAAAUAUUUUGUCCAUUCACAUUUGUGGUGGGAUGCUUAGUUUUAAAUGGAAAAAAUUUAUGUGAUUAUAGAUUCAAGCAAGAUAAACUGUUAGAUGAAUGGAUGUGUUGGAGAAGGCAGAUGGCUUUAGUAGAAAUGCCUAGGUUAGGCCUGAUCAUAUAUAUACACACAAAUAAAAAGCUGCAGUGGACUAGUAAGAAAUUAGGCUUUUAUCUAAUUUUAACUUUGAAUGGAUUAGUACAUUUUCCCUCUGAGUCUGAACUAGUUACCUUUCUGUAUAGUUAAGCAAAGUUAUAUUUUCCCACCCCUGUUGAUAAAUAUAUAGCCUGAGCCUGAUGUGUUCACUACCUACUGGUUGUCCGUCACAUGGUACAUUAUUCAGACUGAUGAAUGAGUCUGCCUUUAAGCCAGUUAAUUGCCUUGUCUUGAAGCCAAGACUUGAGAAUUACCUUUAAAAUGCUCUUGGUCCAAUUACAGCUAUUUGCUCACAGUCCAGCAUGUCUGCUUUUAUCCUGACUAUUCUUGUUGCCUAUCCGUUUGUCACCUUGAUUUUUCAAACCUUAGUCUAACCUAGGUGUCAAUCAUUAAGAUUUUUAGUGUUUGAGGUUUAUCAGCCUCAUGCCCACUUUAUAGCAUAACCAUUGCCUUGCAUCCCCUCUGAUAGUAUCAGCCCACAUCAGAUCACAACUGAUUCUUAAUUUGCCUAGCGAGCACUUCAAUCAUAUCUCACUUUGCUUCAUAGAAUUUAUUACAGAAGCAGAUCCAUCUCAGCAGACCAUGUGAUGGACCAAAUCAGUUUAUAGGGACACUCAAGUCAAAAUAAAGUUGUAUGAUUCAGAAAGACCAGGCAGUUUUAAGACACUUUUUUCAAUUUACUUCUUUAACCACUAGAACCUGUUUUGCAAAUCGGGCAUGAAAAAACAACAACUAAGUAACUAACUAGAAUAUUGGUCAUUUUACAGACUUUAAAACCCCACUAUUAUAACCAGAAAAAGCAGCAGACAUUUUUUAUGCAAGAUAUUAGUCUUGUUACUAGGCCAAAACCUUGCAAUAACACUUUUUCUUUACAAUAAACAAGGUUAGAAAAAAACUAUAAUGAGCAUUUUUACAGUAUAAUGAAUAUAAAUUAGACAUCAUACACACAUGUACUGUAUAUCAAUAAUGGCCCAGCUCAAAUGCAUGACUAAUUCAUUUACUAGUUUUGCUAUUAUUUUGGAAGUUAAAAUGUUAAUUUCACACAUGUAAAUUGCUAUUCUAGAACGGUAUUGAUGUAAACACCUGUAUAGUAGGGGAUAUACCUGCUGAAUGGCCAUUGUAUUAGUGAUUUGCAUUUGCAUAAGGUGUAACUGAUAGUAAGUUUUCUGGUAACUUCAUAAUGGGAAUCAUGAUUUACUUCCAGAACUGGUAACUUGUGCUAGAACGACAUUAAUGAUCAAGGGAGAAAACAUUACUUUAACUUGGUACCGAUUUACGCUAGAAAUCUCACGCAAAAUACUUCUUAACUUGCAAUCUAGGCCAUGGUUGUGAAACUGAGAGAUAGAGAAGAGCAAGAAGAUGCAGUAAAGUAGUCAGGGAGAAAUAGAUUAAGGGGAGAGAAGAAUAGAAGUGGUAAGAAGCUUAAUGGUGCAUAUGUGUUGUUGGCAUGAAAGGUGAAAAUUACUGCUUUGUGUGCUGCUUUCAAUAAGGUUAAUUAGUGCCCUCCACCUGUAGGAAGGUGUUAAUCACUGCUCUAUGUGUUGCUUUCAAUAAAAAAAUGUUGUGCCCUCCAGCUUUAGGAAGGGGUUAAUCACUGCUCUAUGCGUUGCUUUCAAUAAGGUUAUAUUAGUGCCCUCCAUCUGUAGGAAGGGGUUAAUCAUUCCUCUGUUUGUUGCUUUAAUAAAGGUUAAUUAGUGCCCUCUACCUGUAGGAAAGGGUUAAUCGCUGCUCUGUGUGUUGCUUUCGAUAAGGUUAAUUAGUGCUCUCCACCUGUAGGAAGGGGUUAAUCAUUGCUCUGUGCGUUGCUUCAAUAAUUUUAAUCAGUGCUUCCUCCUGUAGGAAGGGAUUAAUCACUGCUCUCUGUAAUGCUUUAUAUAAGGUUAAUUAGUGCCCUCCACAUGUAGGAAGGGAUUAAUCACUGCUCUGUGUGUUACUUUACAUAAGGUUAAUUAGUGCCCUCAACAUGUAGGAAGGGAUUAAUCACUGCUCUGUGUGUUGCUUUAAUAAAGGUUAAUUAGUGUCAUCUACGUGUAGGAAGGGGUUAGUCACUGCUCUGUGUGUUGCUUUAAUAAAGUUUAAUUAGUGCCCUCAACAUGUAGGAAGGGAUCCAUUACUGUUCUGUGUGUUGCUUUAAUAAAGGUUAAUUAGUGCCUUCUACCUGUAGGAAGGGAAAAAUCACUGCUUUGUGUGUUACUUCAAUAAUUUUAAUUAGUGCUUCCUCCUGUAGGAAGGAAUUAAUCACUGCUCUGUGUGUUGCUUUACAUCAGGUUAAUUAGUGCCCUCCACCUGUGUAAUGGGGUUAAUCACUGCUAUGUGUGUGUUGCUUUAAUAAAGGUUAAUUAGUGCCCUCUACCUGUAGGAAGGGAUUAAUCACUGCUCUGUGUGUUGCUUCACAUAAGGUUAAUUAGUGCCCUCCACCUGUAUGAUGGGGUUAAUCACUGUUCUGUGUGUGUUGCUUUAAUAAAGGUUAAUUAGUGCCCUCUACCUGUAGGAAGGGAUUAAUCACUGCUCUGUGUGUUGCUUCACAUAAGGUUAAUUAGUGCCCUCCACCUGUGUGAUGGGGUUAAUCACUGCUCUGUGUGUUGCUUUAAUAAAGGUUAAUUAGUGCCCUCUUCCUGUAGGAAGGGAUUAAUCACUGCUCUGUGUGUUGCUUUACAUAAGGUUAAUUAGUGCCCUCCACCUGUGUGAUGGGGUUAAUCACUGCUCUGUGUGUUGCUUUAAUAAAGGUUAAUUAGUGCCCUCUUCCUGUAGGAAGGGAUUAAUCACUGCUCUGUGUGUUGCUUUACAUAAGGUUAAUUAGUGCCCUCCACCUGUGUGAUGGGGUUAAUCACUGCUCUGUGUGUUGCUGGGACUACAUGAUUACGAAGAGUUUAGAUAGAAGAACUAUGUAUGUAUAGCUGGGUUAGGACAGAGAAAAGUGUUGGAUAGUUCCUGUUUUUGAAAUAAAUUGAAUUUACCCAUAAGCUCAAGUCCUUUUUGCAAACUAACAACAAACCUAAUGUAACAUUACACCAUGCAGAAAUAAAAUGUUUAAAUCAAUGCAAUCCAUUGAGACCUUUAUAGGUCUUUAGAGUGGGAUGAGAAAGAUGAAAUGUUGGUGAAAAAGAAGGUUAACAGAAUAUAAGUCACAUCUAGCUUUUGAAGUAUAGGGAUAUUGUUAAAUCCUAAAUUGUUCUCUUCUGACUGUCAAAAAACAUCUAAUUUACUGCUAUUAUAAAAUUCUUAAUUCUCAUGCUAUUCUUUGUUGAAAAGCAUACCUAGAUAGGUAGCAUGCCGAGUCUUAGGUAGCAUUGCUGCCAUCUAGUGCUCUUGAAAAUACAUGAUUGUUUAUUAAAAAUAUUCUUGCAAAACUGAUGCCAUAAAGUGCUCCACACACGUGCACGCUCACAAGCCUACCUACUUGCUUUUCAACAAAAAUAUACCAAGAGAAAGAGGUAAAUUUGAUUAUAGAAGUAAAUUGGAAACUUUUUAAAAUUGCAUGAAUCAUGAAAGAAGAAAUGAGGAUUUCAUGUCAUUUUAACAUAUACUGUAUGUAUAAAUGGACUUGUGGCCAUUGUAUAUUGUAAAUGUAGAUAGGGUUGCCAGGUGUCCAGAAGUCAACUGUACAGUCUAGUGUUUUAGCAGGCUGUCCAGUAAAAUCUUCACAAAAAUAAUGGACACUUAAAUGUCCAGUUUUUUAAAGUCCCUGAUUGUUAGCUAAAUGUAAAUGGGCUUCUAUGCCUCAACACAUUACAAAUAUUUAGCAGAAAGAAGUGUAGGCCAGUCAAUGGGUCAAAUCACUUCUGUUAACAUGCAACUAAAGAGGUAAAAAUGAUUGAUUUGUGUAUUACUAGCAGCCAAGAGGUAAAAUGACUGCUCAGUAGUGAUAAAUAUACAUGUGGGAUCAAGAGUGGGGAUUAAGGUAUGGGGGUGGGUGGGAUUGUGUGACCCGACCUACCACCAUCAUGCCCAGUAACUGACAGAUUGUACAGUAUUUUUGUGGAGGACCGCUGGCGACCCUAAAUAUAUGGCAUAGGACAUAUUACUGGACAUUUUGUUUAACAUUCAAAUCUUCUAUGCCACAAAAAUACUGCAUGUUUUGCUUUUAUUGACUUUAUUUUUGCUCUAUCAAUUCUUUUUUUAAGAAAAACAUUUAUUUUUACAGUUGCUUUGUUUUAAGCGUUAGGAUUCUGAUUCCUAUUAACAAGUUCUGCUACAUAAAAUAAAAUUGAUCACUUA